Anarrhichthys ocellatus (wolf-eel) is the source of this 5517-nucleotide messenger RNA. It is a transcript of the gene tp53inp1, whose product is annotated as tumor protein p53 inducible nuclear protein 1. NCBI's taxonomy places the organism in Eukaryota, Metazoa, Chordata, Actinopteri, Perciformes, Anarhichadidae. Gene Ontology annotation, biological process: positive regulation of DNA-templated transcription; autophagosome assembly. The record is from RefSeq and is a predicted model, not a curated record. Gene Ontology annotation, cellular component: autophagosome; nucleus.
GAUGAAGUUCUUGACUUUCCUGAGAACCAAAAGGACGUUUAUUGUAUAUUUAAAUUCACAAAUGAUUUAGAAAUAGUUUAUUCCUGUUUGGCUCAUUUAAAUUAAAUAUAUUUUAAUACUUAUAAUUAGGAUAGUUAUACUUCUAGUUCACUACCUCGCAGAGGUAAAUACUAUACUUUUUACUGUACUACAUCUCAGAGGUAAACAUUGUACUUUUUACUGUACUACUACGUCUCAGAGGUACAUAAUGAAUGCAGUAGUUAUACUUCCUCCACUACUGUGUUUCUCACCAUGCAUAGUCAGUAAUUACAUAACUGUGUUGAACUGAUGUCCUGCAGAGUUGAAUGCAGUGAAGUCAGCCUGACUCUGGUCAGAGGGUUUUAACAGCUUCUUUUAUUCUGAUUCAUGGCUCCGUAAUGUAAGCUUCAUAACAGCGGGUCCUCUUACGUGUUGACAUUAUUCGGGUGUGUCGGUACUUAGAAAACAGGAAACCGUGAAGCCGGACCCGGAUGUUGUGCUUGUGUAACGUAUGGAGGAGAAACCCAGUUGUAGUGCAGUUACUUCCUCCUCCCGAACAACCAGCAGCGCUCUGCCCAGUCAUGCCCUUUUCAGGAAAAACUAGGAGGGGGGAGGGGUUAGGAGGAGCAGGUCACGUGUGUUGGUGACAGGCCGUAACGCCGCCUGUGAUUGGUCGAGCCGCUCCGGGGCCCGUCUCCUCCGAUAGGCCUGCUCCGGGGGUAACGUCACGUCGAUCAGCUGUUGGAGCUCCACAACAACAACAAAAGAAGGAAGGAGCAGUCGGGGAGGAGGAAACGGGACUGAAGGAAACAAGAAAGAGAGGAAAGAAAACCGAGCCCAGCUCCCGAUGGACAGUCCUUAAAUCAACGGUUAUUUUUUAUAUAUAUAUUCUAUUUCUUCUGCGAAGAAACCUGGAGUUUUUCUAUUUUCCGAAAAGUAACGCGUCUACCUCAGUUUUUAAGGAUUUGUUUUUGUAAUCCUGGGUUUACAUCCUCUCUCUCUCUGCCGCAGGGCUCGUUUUGUACUUUUGCACUCUGCCCGAUGUUGAGCGAUGUCCAGCCACAGAUGAUCCAUGACCACACUUCUGUUCACGCACUUUAGCACCUUUCCGGAGCCUUCCCCGAGCCGUGAACUCCGCAGCUGAUGACCAAAGCGAGCGACGCCACGCCUCCCCGCCCCGAGCAACGCGCCUCCUCCCCCCCCCAGCCCCUCCUCCCUCGGCCUCGCGCCCCCGCAGGACGUCCCAAGAUGUUCCAGAGGUUCACUAGCGCUCUGUUCGGGGGGGACGCCGAGGAGCUGAGUCGACGCAGCGGGAACGGAGAUGGCAAGGAGGAAGAGGAGGAUGAAGACUGGAUCCUGGUCAACUACCUGGCUGAAGCCUGCUCCGGUCAGCGUGGUGACGGCCGCUCUGGAUGCACAGCUGGUCCUGAGGAGGAGGAGGAGGAGGAGGAAGAGGAGGACCUGGUGAUGAUCCCCUCCCCCAUGGCCAGCCCCCCGAUCCGCUACGCCUCCUGCACCUCCCUCAACUCCACGGCUGACACCGACCCGGACGGCGGCGCAGAGGACGAAGAGGAUGAGGAAGAGGAGAACGGGUUCCUCCGUCUGGACACCUCCUCCCUGGAGGAGAGCUGGUUCGUCACGCCGCCACCGUGCUUCACGGGCCGCGGCCUCCAGCCCAUCCUCCUGGAGGCCAGCCCUCUGGAGAACCUGCUGAUCGAGCACCCCAGCAUGUCGGUCUACGCCCACCGCAGCCCCCCCAGGAUGAGCCUGGACCCCCUGCCGCGCUCCCUCGACCUGGAGCUCGGCUUGUUGCCUGAAAACGUGCCCGCCGCCAAGACGCCCUCCGCCGGGAAAGAGAAGGGAAGACGCACGCUGGACGGCCCUCGACACAGGCCGGAGGUGGCGGUGGUCCCGCGGCGCUCCAGCCUCCACUCGGCGUGCUACGCCGCAGCGCUCUCCGCCCGCGCCGGCCUCCUGCAGCAGCGGGACGGCAACGCCGGCCAGCGCAACCAACCUCUGACCCGCAACGCGCUGCGACGCCUCAACCUGCUGCGGCCCCCGAAGACCAGCACCUCACACCUCCACCAGCCGAGCCAGAGACACCUCAACUUCUGACCGGCGUCCUCAUCUUCAUCAGCCUCCGUCCUUCAAGCAGGAUGGGAAACUAACACCUGCCACCUCUGAUUCCUUCCUUUUUAUUAUUAUCAAGAACUCAACACCAGCAACGUGUCAUCAGCCAUCAGUCACACCCCCGAUCUCAAAUCUGAUUGGACGGUGAAAUAGGGAACGUGGCUUUUGUUUUUGUUCUUAUCAGCUCAUGUGGCCAGUGGGUGAGACGUUUCUUCUCCUCCUCCUCCUCCUCCUCAUCAUCCAUCCUCCUUCAUCUUGGUGUUGAGGAGAAGAUAACGGUCAUCGUGUGCCCCCCCCCAUCCCUUCUCCUCCUCUCCUCCUCCUCUCUCUUCCUCUUCACGGACAACUUAAUGAGUAGAAUCAAUGCUGUAGGUCACUUUACUCAGCGGCAGGUUCACUGAGCGUGGCAGGACGCUCAGGUGAUGUCAUGGUGAUGUCACGUGAUGUUACGCUGAUGUCACGGUGACACAUUUUUAGGAGACAUUUUCCAGAAUCUUUCGAAAUCACGUGAACGGUGCAGCGGCACAAUGUUGCCGUUUAAUCAGUGCAGUGGAAGUUGCCCAAAAAAUAAAAAGAGUUGCCGGUAGUGACGUUGUGCUCGUCGGCCUGCGGCAGGAAACCUGUGACACAAUGAGUCAGAACUUUAAAGGAAGAAUCCCCUCAAAUAGUCUGUUAUGUUGCUUUGUUCAAUUUUUUUUCUAUAAGACGGCGAGUUCCUACGUUUCCCAGAAUGCCACGGGAGAAAAGGUCAAUUAAAGGGACGAUGUCAUAGUCAAUGUACGACUUUUAAUUAUAACAGAAAAUCUGUUUGAGAGUUUGAAAGACGUCGCUCUUUACCCGGCAGGGAGUCUGAUGAAAACAUUCUGUCCCGUUGCAUUAUGGGAAAUGUAGGCUCCAGUGCUUCUGGAGUUUCACACCCAUAGAUUAUCACGGCCUCUGAUGCUUUGAUGUCGGCCGUUCUUUUAUCAAACCUGCUGUUUUAAGGGGAUUUUUCAGCCUUUGAAGUUCAUAAAUUCAGUGAUCUUGUCUCAGCGUCACGUUUUCAGCGUCUCUGCUCGUGCAGAUGAACCUGCCUCUGACUUUGUAAUUCAGUACUUUUCACAAUAUUUUUUGAAAAUAAAAAAAAUCUAAAAAUACUGAGUUAAAUAUCACUAAACGCCUUGUUUUAACGGUAGCUUUGAGAUGAAUAGAAAUGUACAAAAAAAAUGUAUUUAAAAAACGAAACAAAAAAAAAACUUCCAAAAUAUUUUUUUGAAAAGAAAAAAAGAAAUUACAUAUCAGUAUGAAGUCGGUAUAUAUGCGUCUGUUUCUUGCUUCGGUAUGUUUGAUCUUGUUAGUGUGCGAUCUGUUGCAUGGUUGUAGAGUUGUGUUCGUGUGACGAUGGUGGGAGGAAAACAGAAAAUGUAAAAAGAGUUUGUUGUUUUUGUUUCUUAAAUGAAUCUGCAGUCUACUUCUCAGGGUCACAACCAAUCACCUUCACUCUCUAGGAAAAUGCAGAUUUACUUGACUGCUGACGAUUCUUGGUUGUUCGGACUUUUCUCUUCUCCCGCUCCGUCCCAGCAAGCGUUCCCUCGUUUAACUCAACAAAAAGAAACGUGUUUGUGAGAAAUACAUUUGAGCUUUUUGUGUAUUUUGUGAAAGAAUUCACUUUCAGUCGACUGUUGGAGAUGAAAUCCAUCGAGAUGUUUGUAUUUUACUUUGUUUUUCAAAUGUACUUUAAUGCUUUUUAACUCUAUUUUUCCAUGUUAACUUAGUUACAUUUCGCUAAACUGUUAAAAAAAAAAACACAUUUAAACCAAAAAAGUAGCUUUUAAUCUUUUCACUAGUUUUUAAUACUGAUUUAUGUCUUUUUGGUUGUUUAACUUUUACGUGUUUAGUCGGUUGUUGGCCUCGUUGCUCUGAAAUAUAGAAUCAUGUUUCAUGUUGGGAAAGUAGAGCCGGGGCGAAUCACCACCGCAGCAGAGAAUAAACAAUAGAAUAAUAAACAACAGACAGAAUGUUGGGAAUGAGAGAAAUAAAAGCAGAUACGUCGAGUCAAAAGUACGAGAUGGAAAGUCAAAAUGAUGACUUUAAAAAGUCUGAAUGUUGAGAAACUAAAUCAUCAUUAUGAAUUAUCAUUAUUAUCAUUUAUCUCAUCGUUGCGUCGUCUCAUUCAAUUUGACUUUGUAACUCACGAUUGAAAUAUGAAUCACUGCACCACAUUUUGAGUAAAAACAGUCUUUUUUUUGACUUUUCCAUCUCAUAAUUACGAUUACUUUGACUAUUUCUUCUUCUUAUUCCUGACUUUUUAUCAUUUCAUUUAAUUUUCUUGGCAGAAAUUGACCUCCAUACAUCAUUUUGUAAUAACUUUGUUAUUUUCUGAAGAUGUGCGACACAUCUGCUUCAUAAUGUUAUUGAAUCAUUUUAAAACAGGUGAAAGUUUUUGACUUUCUCAAGUUUUGAACUCAUCGGAGCAACAUUAAACUCAUCAGCAGUACAUGUUGUAGAUGUUUUAAAGUGUUCUGCAGUAGAAGCACAAACAGGAAAGAUUUAAUAGUCACGUCAGCGUUAAUAUUAAAAUCGUUUGUUAAGCUGUAAAUAAUAAUGUUUUUCAGCUUUUCUCUUAUUUCUCGAAUGUCUUUCUCUCUCUGCUGUCGAGCUUUGCAAUCACGGACAAUGUGUUUAUUUUAAAAAGACAAGAAGGGAUCAGACGUGAUGAUCCGUCUCCUCCUUUAUUUCUUGGGUUCAUCUCUCCAUCAUCAAACUAACAGGGAUUUGUAAUGUUUGUUUUUUGUUCAAUGCCUUGAAAUGUGUGGAUCUCGUGCCUUCCAGGUUGAAAUGUAAAGACAAUGCAUCAAUGAAGAACUUGAACUCCUUUAUCUCGCGUUUUGUUUGUCCUGAGUGGACGGACAUCAGAAACCAGCUAUGCACCACUCGGAGCCGCCCGCCAACCGUCUUUACUUUAUUUUAUACGAUGACUCAACAAAAGAAACCAGACAGAAUGAUGUAGCAAAACCUCUUUUCUCGUUUGUUUUAAGAAAAAAGAAGAAAAAAAAGUGUCAAGACUAUUUUGUGGCAUUUUAUUUUGUAUUAUUUUUCACCAAGUGUUAGAUGCUUUUAUUUUGUUGUUGUUGUUGUUGUUGUAUUGUACUGGAAUAAUACAGCACUUUGCCAAAAAAAAGGUGUAGGAAUUAUAGGGUUAACUCUUUAUUUAUCAACAUAACUGGUCUCCAUCUUUGUAGUUUUUGGAUGUACGGAAGAUCACUUCACUCUGUUCUGAUGUAAGAGUAAUUAUAAGUGGGGUCAUCUGUUUUAAACUGUUAUAGUUAAUACAUGUGAUCUCUCAUUAGCUUAUAAUAAUAAUAAUAAUAAUAAAUGUUUUCAUACCCA